Molecule: messenger RNA, 3268 nt
Organism: Misgurnus anguillicaudatus (oriental weatherfish)
Lineage: Eukaryota; Metazoa; Chordata; Actinopteri; Cypriniformes; Cobitidae
Gene: tectb
Product: tectorin beta
Molecular function (GO): extracellular matrix structural constituent
Source: RefSeq, a predicted model, not a curated record
AAUGUAAAUGCAAUUUAGAUUUGAUCUUUACUGUGAUCCAUAAUAAGACUAUUGGUUAGACCAGUGGUUUUCAAACUGGGGGCGCGAGAUGGUGCCAGGGGGGCCCCAGUUUUAUGACAUUUUAUAAAGUACAUUAAUUUAUCAUGAAUUCUGUGUAAUUAAACCUAAAAAAUAAUAAGCCAACUAACCAACAGCACUACUAGGUAUAAUUUUAUAUGUUUUGUUUAAUUAAAAUAUUACAUUUUAAAACUGUUUUUGUCAUAAAUUUUCUUUCUGGGGGCCGCGAAAAAAUGCACUGUACACAAGGGGGGCCGCACGCUGAAAAAGUUUGGGAACCUCUGGGUUAGACUAUACUGGUUAGGUUUAGUAAUUGUAUAUGCUGUAGGUUAUGUGCAACAAACUUCUGUAUUUUGUAUAUAGAGCUGCUUUACUCAAGAUUCUUUCAAAGAAGCUACAAUAGCUUAGCUAAAUACCUUAAAAUGCGAUCUGUUUUUCACGUGAAGCUUGGCACGUUUAUGCUUUUGGCAGACACUUUUAUUCCAAAGUGACUUAUACAAUGCAUUCAAGCUACAUUUUUAUCAGUAUGUGUGGUAUGCUUUCUAUUGUUGUUAACUAGAUACAUAUUUGGUGUAUGCUGUGGCAUUGAAAAAGCAGCGGGCUUUUACCCCCAACCAUGAUCUCUGCAAAUAAACCCAGCUCUGCAUGUGGCCUGGCGCACAUCUGUCCACAAGGACUCAUUUUCUUCACAGAGUUUUAAUUGUGUUAAACCCAUCAAACUGAACCGGCCGACCUCGCGUUUGUGAGUCAUAUGCACAAAGAAAGGGUGAAUAGGGAUAUUCUCCUGUCCUCAAAUUUGAGGAGACACACUGUCUGAAGAUAAAUGCUGCUUCCCUAAGUGCCCUGCUUUCUCUAGAGACUGAAACCGUAUAUUUGUGAAUGGCACAUCUUUUGACUAUCAGACUUUGUGUCUUUGUCCCCACUUCUUACCUUAUCCAGGGGCCCAUCUUGAUCUAUACAUUCCCAUUCGCUGUUUCAUCGCAGGAAUCUUAAAGGCCUUUUGUACGACUUCUCUCCAGUGUGAUGUUUUUGGGAUUUGGUAGCAUGUGUCGGUUCAUGGGUGAGGACUUUGGUAUUAUUUUGGUAUUAUUAUCAGCUUGACUCAACUAUGUUCUCUAAUCUACAUGGCAUUGCCACUUCAUGAAUAGGUUGGGGAUUGUCCAGACCCAUGAUUCUUCACCAUUUCUACAAGAGACUGCACAAGGAUCUUCUUGUCAUUUGGAAGCUUCUUUCAAUCUAAAUGAGGCUCAUUACUGCCAUUUUGUUCAAGGGAAACAUUUUGAAGAUUGUGUUUUGGGUCUGUUUUGGCAAAGGUGAAUGAGACUGACCUUAAUCACAGGGUGCAUUUAUAAGAGGCAGUCUGGCACAGAUCGAGCACAUUAGGUAACUACUGAAGGCAAUCCUUCAUGGCUGCCUGGCAGUGACAGCGAAGUAUUACCUAACCUGCAGCGAGUGUAAAAAUGAAGCCUAUUUUGAAACCCUUCAUCUCCAAGCAAAACUCAAAAGCCACUGGAGUUGUGGCUCAUGUAGGUUGUCUACAAACCAAAAGGUUGGUGGUUCAAUUCCCAGCUCCACCUGACCAAGUGUCGAGGUGUCCUUGAGCUGGAUGGCGCCUUGCAUGGCUGACACCGCCAUCGGUGUAUGAAUGAGUGAGUGAAUGGGUGAAUGCUUUGGAUGGCCAUAGGUCUGGUAAAAGUGCUAUAUAAAUGCAGUCCAUUUACAAUUUACCAUUCAAAACCAAACAUUUUAAGAAUGAGACCAUGACCUUGGACUGUGUAUGAAUCCUUGUAGUUUUAUCAUUUAUUUUUGCUAGGUAAAUAAAAUAAAUAAAUAAAAAUCAGGUAAAAGCUAAGAAAAUGGUCUUCCCUUGAGAGGCUGGUAAUUUAAAAGUCAAUGUCUGACAAGCACAGAGAGCUUUUGUCCUCUCUUUUACAAUGCUAUCACCAAAAAAGGCCUCAGCAGGCUGGCUGACCAAAGAAUCGAGGGGGGUUAGUGUCUACCUGUGGAUCUAUAAAGCAGCUCUUGUGCUCACCUACAUGAACAUUUUAGGAUUUUUCAUCAUUAACCUGCAGAAGAACCACACAGGAACCAUGCAAACCCUUUCCUAAAGACUUAAACCAAACCUUUCUUCGGGAACCUGCACCGUGCAAUGGCAGCUGUUGGUUUUCUCUUCAUCCUUCUACCUUUGACAUGGGCUUGCGUACCACAAAAAGCUGAUUAUGUCAUGGUGUCAUGUUUUCCCAAUGCCAUCAUUGCGAACGUGCCAGAGUGUCCAUAUGGAUGGGAAAUCGGUCAGCUGUCUCUUGGCGGUGUGUGUUAUAAUGGAAUCAACACUCCGGGUUUUUAUCGUUUCACUAUACCGGACCUCACACCAAAAAAUCACUCUUACUGCGGUACCCUGUCUGAGUAUGUAGGAGGCAAAGACCCACGGUACAUAUUUUACAACUCAAUAGUAUCCAACGAUUCGUCCCUGACCGUCAGGAACCAGCCUGUAAACUACACCUUCAGUUGCACCUACAAAGCAGCUUAUCUGGUCAACAAUGCCGUGUUUAGUCAAAGAGUGGCAACAGUUUAUGUCAACAAUGGGAGUUUAGGGUCAUUUAAGUCUCAGUUGUCUAUGAACGUGUUCACAAAUUCCAAGUUUUUGUAUGCGAAGGAUGCGCCGUAUGUGAUUGACACGUCUGAGAUCGGAUCAGAGGUAUUCAUUGGCAUUGAAGCUAAAGGACUGAGUAACAGGUUCAAAGUAGUCAUAACAAACUGCUGGGCAACACCUACACCUUAUUCAACAGACAGGAAAAGGUGGACUUUAAUUCUGAACAGUUGCUCUUUAGACAACACAGUCACCAUAUUUGAAAAUGCCAAAGACAGCAGGUCCAUGUUUAAGUUCAACUCGUUCCGCUUCCAGCGGCUGGAGAAAGUGUCCACUGUUUGGCUGCACUGUGAGGUGCAAGUGUGCGAUGGGGAAAAGCUGUUCUGUCAACCAACUCCAUGCACAUCGAGAAGUACAGAAUUCGAACCUGACCCAAAUGGAGGCAUCCUGACCAUGGAGUUUCAAGUCAGAGCACAACUCUCCUCAAGUUGCAUGCAUCUUGCAGGCCCAUUUGUGUGUCUGCUGCCCAUACUUCUACUAAAUGAAUUUUUAAGGUACUUCAGUUUGUAACGAGGCCAAAUAUGGGUCACUUCUAAAUGCAAUGAAACACACAUUUGCACU